Molecule: messenger RNA, 984 nt
Organism: Moneuplotes crassus
Lineage: Eukaryota; Ciliophora; Spirotrichea; Euplotida; Euplotidae
Source: the annotation of a GenBank genome assembly
AGAAAUUUUACUAAUUUAGCCUGAAAUGGAAAAGCAAACAGAUAUUCCCCUCCUUCCACUCAAGAACUCUGAGUCAAAAACUACUAAAAAUUGCCUUGAUCAAAUUGAAUCAUUUAUAAAAGAGAAGAAUACCACCUGUAAAAAAUUUGACUCGCACCUAAACCCUCUGUCAGUUCUCCACUUUUUCAACAUCCUGAACACUGUAGUCAUCCCGCAAAUAUUACAGGAAGCUGAUGAGAUUCUUGCUUCUCAAAAUUGAGUGACCAAAAUACUAAACUCUCUUAUUUCAGUUAUCAACCUCAGAUCAAGCUAUCUAGAACAGAUGCACAAGAUAAUCCUCAUCAGAGAAGCAGAGGAGAGCCGCCAUGUUAGAGAUCUAGUGCUCAGCACCAUCAGGGCUGAUAUCCGGGACGAGUCUCUCCAGGCUAGUCUUGAGGACCUCCUCCAGACUUUGACCGUCAAGUAUGAAGAGAUGGUAUUUACCAAAAAUAUCAGCAGAUGAACCUAUGAUGAAACAUUGAACUGUAAGGAAAGUAGAAAUCUGAGUACUUAUGAGUCUUCUAGACUCAUAAGUAUCGAGUCUUGUAAUUUAACCCCAAGAAAUGUAGAAUUUGAAAACUAUGAAGAGUCCAAACAACCUCAAGAUAGUGACAGAGAUAUCCAAGAACUUAUUGAAAUCAAAGAGAAUAACGAAACUCUUUCGUCUAUUGAGCAGGAGCCUGAAGGCGGAAUCUGGAUGAUUACUAGUCUGAUGUCAUUCGUUCUAAUGUUAGGAAAGUUGAUAGUAUUUGCUCCUUUCCUUAUCCUUGGACUGUUGAUCAAGCUUUGCUUCAGAAUUUGCUUCAAGAUCCCUUACCAAACUGCGAAAUACAUUACUCAGAAGGUAUUCUGUUGCAAUAGAAAAGGUUGAGAGCUCAAAGACAGUAAAAAGUGACAGAAUUAGCCAACCUUAAGUAUUCUCAUAAUCUAUUUUCAACUUUGUCA